This is a messenger RNA of Balaenoptera ricei (Rice's whale), 1020 nucleotides long. RefSeq names its product trace amine-associated receptor 2-like. Gene Ontology annotation, molecular function: trace-amine receptor activity. The record is from RefSeq and is a predicted model, not a curated record. Gene Ontology annotation, biological process: G protein-coupled receptor signaling pathway. NCBI's taxonomy places the organism in Eukaryota, Metazoa, Chordata, Mammalia, Artiodactyla, Balaenopteridae. Gene Ontology annotation, cellular component: membrane.
AUGGCGCUCACAGAGGCUGAGGAGUUAUUGGUUUAUCUGUUAGUAACUGGUCAGGUCUGUGGAUCUUGUCCAGAAAAUGACAGGCCGCUGGGUGUCCGAGCUGCCCUGUAUUCACUUAUGGCCGGAGCCAUAUUCAUCACGGUGUUUGGCAAUAUUGCCAUGAUCCUUUCCAUUUCCUACUUCAAGCAGCUUCACAAGCCAACCAACUUCCGCAUCCUCUCCAUGGCAGUCACUGACUUCCUCCUGGGAUUCACCAUCAUGCCAUAUAGUAUGAUCAGAUCAGUGGAGAAUUGUUGGUAUUUUGGGCUUAUGUUUUGCAAGAUUCAUUAUAGUUUUGACCUGAUGCUUAGAAUAACGUCCAUUUUCCAUCUUUGUUCGGUGGCCGUUGAUAGAUUUUGCUGUUACCCUUUACGGUAUUCCACCAAAAUGACAAUUCCAGUCAUUAAACAGCUGCUAGUUCUCUGCUGGUCAGUCCCCGGGGCAUUUGCCUUCGGGGUGGUCUUCUUGGAGGCCUUUGCUGAUGGAAUAGAAGGCUAUGAUAUCUUGGUCACUUGCUCUAGUUCCUGCCCAGUGAUGUUCAACAAGCUAUGGGGCACCACCUUGUUUAUGGCAGGUUUCUUUGCUCCUGGGUCUGUGAUGGUUGGGAUUUAUGGGAAAAUUUUUGCAGUAUCCAGAAAAUAUGCUUGAGCAAUCAAUAACUUGCCAGAAAAUCAAAAUAAUCAAAUGAAGAAAGAGAAGAAAGCAGCCCAAACUUCAGGGAUAGUGAUGGGUUUUUUUUUAUUAUGUUGGUUUCCCUCUUUCUUCACAAUUUUAUUGGAUCCCGUUCUGAACUUCUCUACUCCUGUAGUUUUGUUUGAUGCUUUGACGUGGUUUGGCUAUUUUAACUCCACAUGUAAUCCCUUAAUAUAUGGUUUCUUCUAUCCCUGGUUUCGCAGAGCACUGAAGUACAUUUUGCUAGGUAGAAUUUUCAGCUCACAUUUCCAUGAUACUAAUUUGUUUAUUGAAAAAGAAAUUGAAUAG